UGAUUCCCCCAGUUGCGUCUCGAGAUUGCGAUAGGAACGAUUCUCCCAACGAAUGAUCUUUGUCUCCUCUAUUACAGCCUCCUUUGACAGCAGCUCGCUUCAACUACGGUGCUACGAGCAAAUCCUCCAAGAAAAGAGAGGAAGCAAACACAACAAUCAUCAGGACCAGUCGCCCAUCACCAAACCAUUCCCCGCAACCAUGCCUCCCUGCCUCCUCCCAAAGACCACGACGACCAUGACCUUCCUCCUCCUCCACCUCCUCCUCCUAUCCUCCACCACCACCGCAACCCUCUCCCCGACCCCGGUCCGCCCUCGGCAAUCCGUCCCCAGCGACACCAACCCCUCCAACAUCGACAACAACGCCAACAACCCGUCCCUCCGGGCCUGCGGCUCCACCCUCAGCACCUGCAUCAGCACCAACAACGGCACCGACACCGUCUCGGGCUGCACCCUCUCCCUCUGCUCCGACAUCUGCCGCGAAGCCUUCCCCCUAUUGGAGACCUGCUGCGCGGAGAGCAUCACGCCGAUGGACCUGGGCGUGUGCGCGGUCGAGCAGUAUUUCGCCGAUCUGGUCGGCAUGAAGAAGCCGCUGAGUUUGAAUCUGAGUCUGUCGGAUGCCGUGGGCGUCCCUACGACGACGGCGACGACGGAUGUCGCGGGGUUUGUGCCGACGGCGACGACGACGACGGCGACGGCGAUAGGUGCGGCGGCUACGGGUGAAGGUGGGAGGGUUUUUGUGGUGCCCGGGAACAACGGUGCAGGUAGAAUCGGAGAAGGAAGCGCGAUGGGGAUUUUGGGGACGGUGGUGGUUUGGUCGCUGGGGUUCUUCUUAUUGUGAAUAUGGGCGGGUUGAUGAUGUUGGGAAUGGUGGAAAUGCUUAACUAAGAGGGAUGCAAUGAUUGUGGAAUCCUUGCAACAGAAGAGUAGGAGGAGUAGGAUGACGACAACGACGAUGAUGAUGAAUGCUAUCUAAUGUCAUGAUGAACUGAAAUGAGCAUGCGGCUUCACAUGCUCAGAUCUAAUUUUAAUGGAAUGGAAUG
Dissoconium aciculare CBS 342.82 is the source of this 1040-nucleotide messenger RNA. RefSeq lists its product as uncharacterized. The transcript has a single exon. Lineage: Eukaryota; Fungi; Ascomycota; Dothideomycetes; Mycosphaerellales; Dissoconiaceae. The record is from RefSeq and is a predicted model, not a curated record. The coding region runs from base 236 to 838 and encodes 200 amino acids.